UGAUCUUCCUUAAAUCCCUCCAGUUUUCUCAAGAUCUCACAGAAGUGGAAAACAUAGAGAUGGAUCACACCCAGAUCAAGUUGAAGGAAAAGUUGGAGUUCCUUGAUAUACUCAAACAUGCCCUAAAUAUCUUAUACAAAAGUACCUGGUUCAUUGUCUUCAGCCUUCUCACAUACCUUCCUCUACUCUGCUUCUUGCCUCUCUUUGAGAUAAUUCUCCAGAAAGUUCUGCUCGAAACCCUUGAGUUCCUUGCAGAAUCUUCUGCCCUCAAUUAUCAGGAGCAUGUUGUGUAUCUUUUUUCAAAUAACUCCUUUCAUUUGUAUGAACCUGAACAUCAUACAGUGGACAAAGAUUUUCCUAUUUCCUUGAUUGUACACUGUGUUCUUUAUUUGGUCCCAUAUCAUCUUCUAGAGCUCCUCAGCGUAAUCCUGACUGUGGAUACAACAUUGAUGAUAUACACAGAGGAGAAGCGGGUCAGCCUAAGAGAUAUAUACAAGUCACUCAAGAAAACAAGGGUAAAAGGUCCAUUCAUUACAUCAGUGUGUGUUUUGUUCUUCUCAACUUGUUUUCUUGUUGGAUUUGCAGCUAUAGUGACACUUUUCUGUCUUCUCUUGAAAUUGAAUUUCUCAAAAUGGCACCCUUGUUGCGAUCCAAUCUGGUUGAUUACAUCAAUUUUCCAAGGAGUUGCUCUUAUAGCAUCCUUGAUUAAGUACUUAGAUUGGAGGGCCUGUUGGAAUAUGGCUCUAGUUAUAUCAAUUGUGGAGGAAACUUAUGGAGCUGAAGCUCUAAGGCUUUCUGCUUAUUACAGCAGGGGAAGUAACCGUCGGGGAAUUUUUCUUUCCCUUGUGUUCUUUGUGUGGGAACUUUUCUUUAGGGUAUCCUGCCUACUGGGUAGAUGCCAUGAGAGGCAGGGAGUAUGGAUGUGGAGUUUGGUUAGCAGCAGCUUGAUUUGUGUGGGGAAUGUAAUGAAAUGGGUGGUUUUUGUGGUAUAUUUCUUUGACUGCAAGAAAAGGGUUUUAGAGAAGAAGAUUGAUGAGGAAGUUGGAGGAGAGACUAAAUUUGUGGAAUCUUAGGUGUCUUGUCCAUUUUGUAAGCAGCAGGAAGUGAAAUUGGCAUUGCAGAUGCAGCAGUCAGGGAAACUUGUAAUGCAGUUUUUGUAGAGUCUCUUUUAAUCCAUAAUAAAACCAACAUCUUAAU
This is a messenger RNA of Rubroshorea leprosula, 1197 nucleotides long. The record is from the annotation of a GenBank genome assembly. NCBI's taxonomy places the organism in Eukaryota, Viridiplantae, Streptophyta, Magnoliopsida, Malvales, Dipterocarpaceae.